AUGAAGGUGUUCGUUUGCCUGUUUCUGUGUGUGAGCCUAACCCAAGCCGGCUUCAUCGGCGGUGGCUACUCCGGCGGCGGUGGCGGCGGUGGCGGCGGUGGCGGCGGUGGCUACUUCGGCGGCGGCGGCUACUCCGUCGGCGGUGGUGGCUUCUCUGGUGGUGCACCCACCAUUGUUAAGGUGAUCCAUGAGGAGGCACAUGGCCAUGUCCAUGGUGGCUUCGAUCAUGGACAUGUCCAUGGUGGCUUCGAUCAUGGUGCCGGCGGCGAAGUCAAGGUCAUCAAGGUCAUUCAGGAAGGCGGCUUCAGUCACGGCAUCGAUCACGGUCACGGUCACGGUCACAGUCACGGCGGCGAUGUGAACAUCGUGAAGGUGAUCCACGAAGGUGGCGGCGCCAUUGAGCACGGCCAUGGCGGACACUAUGUAGCCGACCAUGGACACCACGUCCAGGAUGUGAAAGUUGUGACCGUGCUGGGCGAAGGCGGCUAUGGCGGCGGCGAGGUAUUCGUUUGUCUGCUCGCUGUGUGCAGCAUGGCCCAUGCGGGCUUCCUUGGCGGCGGCAGUGCCCUUAGCUCCGGUGGCGGUGGCGGCGGCGGCGGCUACGGCGGUGGCUACGGCGGUGGCCAUGGCGGUGGCUAUGGCGGUGGCGGUCAUGGCGGUGGCUAUGGCGGCGGCUAUGGCGGUGGUCAUGGAGGCGGCGGCGGCGGCGGUGUUAAAAUCAUCAAGGUCAUCUCUGAUGGUGGUGCCGGCGGCGGUGGCGGCUAUGGCGGCGGCUAUGGUGGCGGCUAUGGCGGCGGCUACGGUGGCGGCCAUGGCGGUGGCUUUGGAGGCGGCUAUGGCGGCGGUGCCAGCACUGUUAAGAUUGUCAAGGUCAUCUCCGAAGGCGGUGCCGGCGGCGGUGGCGGCUAUGGCGGCGGCUACGGCGGCGGCUAUGGCGGCGGCCAUGGUGGC
Messenger RNA from Drosophila hydei, 951 nucleotides. RefSeq names its product glycine-rich cell wall structural protein 1.8-like. The annotation marks the transcript as partial. Lineage: Eukaryota; Metazoa; Arthropoda; Insecta; Diptera; Drosophilidae. The transcript is spliced from 4 exons. The record is from RefSeq and is a predicted model, not a curated record.